This is a messenger RNA of Perca fluviatilis (European perch), 3408 nucleotides long. It is a transcript of the gene batf2, whose product is annotated as basic leucine zipper ATF-like transcription factor 2. Lineage: Eukaryota; Metazoa; Chordata; Actinopteri; Perciformes; Percidae. Gene Ontology annotation, biological process: regulation of transcription by RNA polymerase II. The record is from RefSeq and is a predicted model, not a curated record. The coding region runs from base 41 to 1300 and encodes 419 amino acids. Gene Ontology annotation, molecular function: DNA-binding transcription factor activity, RNA polymerase II-specific; RNA polymerase II cis-regulatory region sequence-specific DNA binding. Gene Ontology annotation, cellular component: nucleus. The transcript is spliced from 3 exons.
GACAGCCAACCGGCCAGCCAGUGUGCUGCAGGGGGAAGAGAUGUCUCCGUUAUUCAUGGACACUGGGCAGGAGUCCAACAGCCCUGGCUCGGGGUCAGCUAACGGGAGCAACACCGCUGGAUCGGAGAGAGAAGGAGAGUGGCAACAGAUGGGAAACCGAGGAAAAAAAAGACAAGAGAAGAACAGAGACGCUGCGAGAAAGAGCCGGAGAAAACAAACCGAGAGAGCGGACGAACUUCAUGAGGAGCUCCAGUGUCUGGAGCGUUCCAAUUCAGCCCUUAAAAAGGAGAUUGCCGCAUUGAAAAAAGACUUCCACCUUUAUACGACGACAUUGGAGUGCCACAAGCCUUUUUGCUGCCUCAAAGACUCCACUUCCAGCUCCAGCUCUACAACCUGCCUCUCGGUUUCCCCCAAGGCCAGCUGUCGGGCCGGCCCUCCUGCUGUCCCUCCCCAGGCCUCAGGCUCCACUUAUGCUGCUGCCCCUCUGCUCUCUAUCUCCUCAACCCAUAGCCUGGGUCUUCAAACCAGCGACUGUGUUGGAAGCACACCUCUCUCAUCUUCAACUGCUACUCCUCCAACAACCACGACAUUAGCCUCACCUAGCGGCUCGUCUGCUGAACUCGCCACUACGUCCAGCUCUGUAACGGCCCCUUACUCGGCCUCUUUCUCUGCUGUCCCGGCUCCUCGCUCUUUGUUCAGCCAACAUCCUCCUUCUCUAAUCACGUCAAGGCAGACAAACGUUCCGCCUGUCUGCACCAGCCUUGUUUCAAACUCUGCACCCUCCAUUUCUCUCACUGCAGCUGCUCAGCCUCAAUCUGGCCAAAGCAUCAUCAAUGAAAGCUCUGCAAUGUCAUCAAAUGCUGAUCUCUCUCCACUUCAUUCUGGUGCACUGGAUGCCUUUCUAAUGAAACAGGCCACUUUUAUAACUGAUUCAUCUAAUGUAGUGCCCCCUUACUCCCAUUUAGGGCCAUGUCAGUUCAGCAGAAAUCCAAUGGAUUCAAGUCCACCAACUUUUCAAGAUCCUGCUCUUCAGUCCCUCUCAGCGCCGCCUCCUGACUCUGCUUUUGCCUUAAAGCCGCGUUAUAGCCAACAGGUCACACUCGAUCCUGCGCCUCUGCUUUCCCUGCUCACUGUCCCGAGUCCCCUUUAUGUGCCUCAGACUACCUCCAGCAUCUUUGAUGGACCUCUCUAUCAACCUCUGCCGUCGCUGCCACAACUGGGGGAUAUCUCAAAAGAUCUCUCCCUUUCUGAGCUCCUGGAGGUCAAUGAUUGGAUACUAAAUGGGACUAGUCACCAGUAGCACUACAUUGCAAACAAAGACCAGCUUUAUUUUGCCAAAAUGUUCCUUUAAUUUAUAUAUAUAUAUAUAUAUAUAUAUAUUUUUAGUAGUUUAAUCAAACACUGCUGAGCAGCUGCAGAAACAAGACAGACGGACAGAUUUGUACAUCUGGCAUCUGUAUGGAGAACCGGACCGGAUCAGAAUAUGAAAGACAGCCAGAACGAAUGUCAAAAUGGUCAAAGCCAAUGCAGCAGAAGCAGAGAUAUCCCAGCUUUUAGUCCUUAGGUUGGGUCAAGCUCCAAAAACACUGGAUCCUACACUUCUCACAAUGCAACUAAUAGCAUAUUUUUGGUUGGAUGCUGGUAAAUGCUUGGUAAAUGUCUUUCAAGCUCCAUGAAUCCAGUUCCUGUAACGCAGGCUUUCUGUUACACAUUUGUACCCUUCCAGCACAAAAAGAGAAGCUCUAAGAGCCCUAAUGAUGUCACUGUGGUUCUUUUCACAGAAUUGACAAAGCUCCUCGAGCGCUGACAAUUACCAAACGCCUAGCUAAGGUUUCAGAGACUGGAGUAAUAAUGAAUCCGAUAGGUCGCUGUUAUCAUUUCUUUAAUCCAGAGAUGAGACACCAAAAAAAAAAAAAGACUCAGCAUUUAAAACUUUGACUUGUAAUUUUAGAUGGGGUGGAGUACUCACUUCCUUGCAACUUUAAGGAAAUGUCAUUAGGAGAAAUGUCCAUCUGUUGUGGGAGCCACAGUGUGAAGUGCCAGAGUUAACCACACAGCCAUGACCCAGCUUAUUUUAGCCAUUAUUAUAAUUUUACGGCAGGAAACUUUAUUCUUUCUUUUUCUUUUCUUUUUACCUUUUUUUUAAAAUACAUAAUCUUUUUUUUUUUUUUUUUUUUUAAGUUACAAUUAUUUAUUUUUCUACAUUUCAGAUGAUGUAAUUGAUGUAAUUUCUUCACUUCCAAUAAUAGGAUUGCAUUAUUUAUACUUACUGUGAUUAUGCUACUAUAUGAUAAUUAUUCAUUUAGGUAUUUUACCAGGCUUUGCUUACAACGGUGGAUCUCCAACCAGAUAAAGUGGGCAACUGCCCAGGGCCCCAAACGCUCGAUGGUGUUUUAAGCCCCCACCGUCCACUUCAAGGCAGCGCUGCGACCGUCGACUUCAAGGCACCUAACCCUAACCUUAACCCUAACCCCUGCCUAAUCCUAGUACAUUCCAUGCAGCGCUGCCUGGAAGACGACGUUGGGGGCUUAAAACACCAAACACCGCCCCAAACCCUCAGGGGCGUGAAUGUGUGUCUGUUAGAUUGUGGUAAUUUGAUACAUUGCUAAUAAUGGUGCAAACAUUUUUGUAAUUGGUGCUACAUGACCAGAGAAAAUGAAGAUAAGAAGCUUUGAUAUUCCCUUUCGCUCAAAAGAAACCCUGCAACUACCAGAAUGCGCUGCGCUGCACCGGACCGGACCGAUAAAUGCUCGCGGUGGGUGACAUAAUGCGAGCUCAUCAGUAUUGACACAGAAUAGCGGCCGGCUGCUACAAACAAUCUCAUAGAACAGUUAAACAGUUAGCCGAUUUUUUCCCCUGGGCCCCCCAGUGGUUAAAUCCAGCCAUGAUUACAUGGACAAUCAGCGACAACUCAAGAUCUAAUGGCCCACCCCUGUGGGUCUAAACCUAUGAUAUGAAUUAUGAUUAAUAAUUCCCUUAUUGUGUUUAUUUCAAGUGACUAAAAUGAGAGAAAUUCUUCUAUUUUACUCUUCCUCUCCCUGUAAAUGAGAAUAAGAGAACCAUGGGGCUGCUCCAACCUGUUGGAACUACUGCUGGUAAGAAAUUAGGAGUGGAUUGUAUUAUGUUUUUAAGUUAGGUAAACAUAGCUAAGCUUACGCACAUUGAUUGUAUUGAAAUGACGACUUUGGUUUUUCAAAGGAUGAUUCAUGUUGAUUAUUCUGCUUUAUAUACUCUAUAUCUGCAGGUAUAGGAUAUAUAGGAGGGUGUGCUCCACACAGACGUUUGGGAUUCAGUGUGGGGUGUAUGAGUUGUGAUUAUUUUGUAUUUAUCAUGCAUUAGAUUAAUAUAUUUAUUCUGCAACACUGGUUGCAAUAGAAAAGUUAAUUACAAAUAAAAACAUUUUAAUAA